AUGACAGCUCUUCACUGGGCUUCUUUCCAUAACCGACCGGAGCAUGUGCAGGCCCUGCUGCAGAAAGGAGCCGACCCCACGCUUGUGGACAAAGACUUCAAAACAGCUCUACACUGGGCUGUGCAGAGCGGCAGCCGGUUAAUGUGUUCUCUCAUUCUUGACCAUCAUCUGGGCGCGUCUGUGAUCAAUUACGAUGAUGAGAACGGGAAGACCUGCGUUCACAUUGCCGCUGCUGCGGGUUUCAGCGACAUCAUCUAUGAACAUCUAUCUCGCGUUCCUGAGACCAACCUGCAAGCUUUAGAUGUGGAUGAACGGACCCCUCUUCAUUGGGCUGCUGCAGCAGGGAAGGAUGACUGUGUGCAGGUAUUGUUGGAGCUGGGAGUGGAGCCCAACCCUAGAGAUAUUAAUGAGAAUACGCCACUCACAUACGCCAUGUCUGAGUCAAGCAGGCCAUUGCAUGCUCAAAACAGUGACUCUUCUAUACGCAAGGAGGGGAAAUUUCGCAUGCUGAACCACAUCUUCUGUAAGAAGAAGAAAGAACUGCAUCCUUCUCAGCAGACAGACUUGAGUCAAGAAUGUCAGCUCAAAGAAGAGACGUCUGAGGUGGAUGACAUCAUUACUAUGUUCGAAUGUGUCACUGAGCCCAGAGAUGAGAGCGAAACCAGCUCUGCUGUCAGAAAACGAAAUAAUGACUCUGAGAAAGUCCACCUCGCUGAGGACACAUCCAGUAAGGACCUCCAAAGUCUCCCACCCAUACGCACACAGAGUCUUCCUCCAAUCACUCUCGGGAAGUCCCUGCUGGUAAACUCUCAGACAUUGGCCCACAGGACCAGCGGAGGUCAUGUGGCAGGACAUUUAGCGCACAGGUCGCAGAAGAGCAAGAGCGAGCAUGACCUGUUUGAUGGCAAAAGUAAGGACCAAAAAGCUCCUGGACAGGCGUGGAAGACUGAACCCAGUCAGAUACUGACUCACAAAGCAUGGAUCUCAACUCCAUCUGAACGGCUGCUCGACAAUCUGCUGCAUGGAUCCACAAGUCCUUUAGACGUGCUGUGCUCAAAUCACACGCCAUACAUACAGAGAAAUUACCAAGCUCAGAAUCAUCUUUUACCUCUGAGGGUGAGAGAAUCUGCUCUCACACGUAACAGUCUUGCUCCCAUCCGUGACCACUGCACUCACAGAUUUUCAUUGCCACCCGACCAGGUCUCUCAGGGAGUGAAGAAGUCGAAAUCCUCUUUAGGAGCGGGCCUGGCUGUUCUUCCACCUCCAUAUGCAUCCAAACUGCACCGAGCCGGCAUUCCCCAAAGCCAGUCGCUCGGCUCCUUCCCUACGCCACUGACAGGAGAAUCUUUACGAAACAUUCAAGUUCUUCCUGCCAUUCCUCCGCAGAGAAAACGCAGCCCAUCCCAACCCCGAAUCACUCUGACAGUACAAACCGAUUGCCUAAAAUAAGAGACAAAUUUA
Sinocyclocheilus grahami is the source of this 1461-nucleotide messenger RNA. RefSeq names its product ankyrin repeat domain-containing protein 55-like. Gene Ontology annotation, molecular function: protein binding. Gene Ontology annotation, cellular component: cytoplasm. The transcript is spliced from 6 exons. The record is from RefSeq and is a predicted model, not a curated record. The coding region runs from base 1 to 1449 and encodes 482 amino acids. NCBI's taxonomy places the organism in Eukaryota, Metazoa, Chordata, Actinopteri, Cypriniformes, Cyprinidae.